This is a messenger RNA of Bactrocera tryoni, 701 nucleotides long. RefSeq lists its product as uncharacterized. Lineage: Eukaryota; Metazoa; Arthropoda; Insecta; Diptera; Tephritidae. The transcript is spliced from 2 exons. The record is from RefSeq and is a predicted model, not a curated record. Bases 327 to 689 code for a protein of 120 amino acids.
AGCAACAUCAAUAGUCAAGAUUUCAUAAAUAAGUAAACAAAGUUAAUAAUCAACAAAGUUAAAAUUGCGCAACAAAACAAAAUGAAAACAGAGUGGUAAUUAGUAAGCCUAAAUAAUAGCGUUAACAACAGCAGCAGCAACAAUAAAAAAAACAACAUUAUCAACAGCAGCAGCAAUAACAAGAACAAAAACGUCAACAGCAACAACAAUAGCAGUAGUAACAGCAAUCACAAUUCCAACAACAUCAAUAGCGGCAACAAAAGUAACAGCAGUACCAAACAACAGAACCAAAUAAGAUUUCAGGAAAGAAAACCUACCAAAGGGUAAUGGAGUCUUUUGCCAAAGACUGGAAGCAGACUCAGGACAAUUUAAUCGGCGCAUUAAAGGAGCAGAACACAAAUUAUUUAAGCACCAUGGAAAAAUUAUUGGAAAAAAAUCGCGUAGAAAUAGCCAAAAUGCUGGAACAGGAUCGUCGUGAGACAGCUAAUAUGUUUUCAAACAUGGUCAGCAUGAUCCAGCCGCCAUCACUUACAUCAAUGUGGUAUCCCCACCAAAUUGGGGUUCCAUCACGUAGUGCAGUGCUAUCUGAUUCAUUGUUCAGUAAUUUUUUGACUUCUCAAGCCGAUGCGCCAACUCCGGAAUGUAAUGGUAUUUUUGCAUCCACACCGCAGUCAUCUCCAGCUAAAUAACAUGACCUUGAU